Molecule: messenger RNA, 4207 nt
Organism: Phyllostomus hastatus (greater spear-nosed bat)
Lineage: Eukaryota; Metazoa; Chordata; Mammalia; Chiroptera; Phyllostomidae
Gene: GCC1
Product: GRIP and coiled-coil domain containing 1
Exons: 2
Coding region: 364-2691 (775 amino acids)
Cellular component (GO): Golgi apparatus
Source: RefSeq, a predicted model, not a curated record
GGUAGUUAGGAAGUCGUAGUGGGGCUGGGAUUAGUUUAAACCCUCGGGACCGUGGGCACUGGGCCGCCGGGGCUGCUGUGGCCCGGGCGAGCGGAGAACGCGGGCUUCUGGGACAGCGCGGGGAAGACCCGAAGUGUACUCUUUUGUGCUGGCGUCGCCCCGCCUCUGGGUAGGGCCCGCCCCCGCCCCCGGCACCUGGAACUCCGGGGCGCUCCGCUGGGCGGCCCUGCCGUCCCACGUCGGUAUCGGAAGCCUGGGAGGAGCGGGGUUGCGGGCUCGGAGACAACAACGUCCGCCAGGGUCUUCCCGACCCUCUACCAGGCUGCCCGAACGCUGACGUGUAACAACCAGUUGUGAAUCCUCAUGGAGAAGUUUGGGAUGAGUUUCGGGGGCGGACCCAGCAAAAAGGACCUGCUGGAGACCAUUGAGACCCAGAAGAAGCAGCUCAACCAGUACCAGGCACGUCUCAAGGAUGUGGUCCGCGCCUAUAAAAGCCUACUGAAAGAGAAAGAGGCUCUAGAGGCCAGCAUCAAGGUGCUGUCGGUAUCCCAUGAGGCAGAUGUGGGCCUCGCAGGUGUCCAGCCUCCAGGCCUCACCUGUCCUGACGCCGUGGAUGAUCGAUACUCCACUCACAGCGAGGAUAGCACUGGGACCGCCACCAGCUUGGAUACCACAGCCAGUCUUACUAGCACCAAGAGUGAGGCUGGGGCAGAAGAUGACCGACUGGCCCGUGGACCACCACCUCUCAAGUCCGAAGAGGCCAGUGGUUCGGAAAGUGGUGUUAGCAGUAGCAGUGGGGAUGGACCAUCUGCAGGUGGGGAGGUGGACAAAAGACUGCACCAGCUGAAGACCCAGUUGGCUACUUUGACUAGCUCUUUGGCUACAGUUACCCAGGAGAAGUCCCGCAUGGAAGCUUCUUACCUGGCUGACAAGAAGAAGAUGAAACAGGACUUAGAAGAUGCCAGUAAAAAGGCAGAGGAUGAGAGGGGCCGUCUAGAGGGGGAAUUGAAGGAGCUGCAGGAGCAGGUAGCAGAAACCAAAGCUCGACUUAUAACCCAACAGCAUGAUCGGGCCCAAGAGCAGAGUGACCAUGCCUUGAUGCUGCGUGAGCUCCAGAAACUGCUGCAGGAGGAGAGAACCCAGCGCCAAAACUUGGAGCUUCAGUUAGAAGAGACUCGAGAAGCCCUGGCCGGGCAGACAUAUGCUGCUGGUCAGAUGGAAGGGUUUGAACUACAGACUAAACAGCUGACCCAGGAGGUGGAGGAGCUCAAAGGUGAGCUGCAGGCUCUUCGAGGUGAGAAGAAUCGGCCAGACCCCCGGCUGCAGGAGCUCCAGGAAGAGGCUGCCUGCCUUAAGAGCCAUUUCCAGGCUCAGUUGCAGCAGGAAAUGAGGAAGACAGCCCUUGUAGAGGAUCAACUCCGCCAGCAAUCUCAGCUGGAAGAGCAGAGGGUGGCAGCCCUGGAGAAUCAAAUCUCCGAGGUGUCGGAACUGCUGGGCACCUACGAGAAAGCCAAGCAGAAGGAUCAGCUGGCCAUCCAGAAGCUGAAGGAGCGCAUUUUGCAGCUGGACCUGGAGAAUAAGACGCUAGCCCUUGCAGUCUCCAGUCGGUCCCCUCUAGAUAGCCACGCAGAAGAGUCCAAUCUGGAUGUCAAUGUCCUGAAGGAUAAGAUGGAAAAGCUGAAGAGGCUACUGCAAGUGGCAGCCAGGAAAAGCCAGGUGACCUUGGAUGUAGAGAAGCUUUGCGACCUGGAGAUUAUGCCCAGCUCUGAGGCUGCCGAUGGGGAGAAGGCAACUGCGCUUUACUACCAACAGGAGUUGAAACAGCUGAAGGAAGAGUUUGAGAGGUACAAGAUGAGGGCCCAGGUUGUCCUCAAGAGCAAGAACACCAAAGACGGUAACCUGGCCAAGGAGCUGGAGGAAGCCCAGGAACAGCUUGCAGAGCUGAAGGAGAAGUAUAUCUCCCUGCGGCUGUCCUGUGACGAGCUCGAGCGCCAGCACCAGCAGGAGGCUGAGGACUGGAAGCAGGAGCUGGCCCGGCUGCAGCAUCACCACCGGCAGGAGCUGGAGCGGAGCCAGCUGGACUUCAGGGACCGCACACUGAAACUGGAGGAGGAGUUGCACAAGCAGCGGGACCGUGCCCUGGCCGUGCUGGCCGAGAAGGACUUGGAGCUAGAGCAACUGCGGUCUUUGGCCUUGUCUUCUGUGCUGCCUGGACGCAGAAGCCCUGUCGGUGGUGGGGGUCCUGGGGACCCAGUUGACACAGCUUCCCCAGAUAAUCUGACCCAAGCACUUGAACUUGCUGCGGCCAAUGAGCCCACUUUCUUCCUGUAUGCUGAGCAGUUGGCCCGCAAGGAGGUGGAAAUCACAUUGCUGAGGAAGCAGAAACACAGGCUGGAGGUGGAGGUGCAUCAGCUGCAGGAGCGGCUGCUGGAGGAGGAGGAGCGGCAUCGAGAGGAGGUUGGAGUCCUGCAGAGCCACAUUGAGAAGAACAUCAGGGACCAGAGUAGGGAGGGAGCCAACCUGGAGUACCUCAAAAAUAUCAUCUACCGCUUUCUGACCUUGCCUGACAGCCUGGGCCGCCAGCAGACACUCACAGCCAUCCUGACUAUCUUGCAUUUCAGUCCAGAGGAGAAACAAGUAAUAAUGCAGCUCCCACCCGGUGGUAGCUGGUGGCUUUCUGGCAAGAGAUGAUGCCAUUUUCACUAAUUCCUGAAAUAUCCGUGCCUCUUAUGUGGGAAGGGACAGGCUUUGGUUUCUACUGCCUCUUCUCUUACCUUAUCAUUGUUUUCCCUUAUUUUAUUGAACUGGGAGGAGUCUUCAAAGUGGAGUGGAAUUUUCUGCCAAAUACCAUUAAUUCCACUUAAUCUUUGUGCCCUAGAGAUGCCGGAAGUGUUGGGACAACAUUUUAUGGUAGGGUAUGUGUGUGAGGAGGAAUAGGGGGAGAGGUAAGGAUUGAGAAGUGCAAACGCUGGGGAAGUGGUGAGAAUAUUUGGAAAUAAGACUUUGUUGGUUUUAAUAUUAUGCUUCUAGUGGAGAACUAGGAGUAAGUGUGACUCCAACAGGAGCUCAGGUAAUUUCUAAUUAUGCACAAGGACCAGCAGUUUUCUUCACCGUCACAACCUGAGUCUGGUCCACUGCUGCCCCAAUUAUCUGGGGACACAAAUCCAGGCUGGAGAGGGACCAGGAACUUUGAAAUAGUGACAGGAUUGUCCACCAGUCCAAAGGGCCAAGAAACAGUGAGUUCAUCCUAGAACUGGGAAGCUUGGUCUAGUUAGGGCUGGAUUCAACCUAAUCAAUCUGGACAAAACACACCACUUUUGACCAGUUUGAUUUUGGGGAUUUCCUGAUGACCUGCUUUGAGCCUGGGUAGGGUUAUGAUAGACCUUGCACACUUGUCCCUGCCUUAACCAGCCUGCCUAAGGUUGGCCUGAGAUUGUGAGUGAGUGACUGCUUUCUGUUCUUCAGUGUUGAACUUCCACUAAGAAAAUAAAAAAUCCUAGCUUCUUACAGAGAGAAGUUCUAUUGGUAAGCUCUGAUCCUGCCUGGAGGCAAGGAACUAGCUCAGAGAUUUAUAGGGAAAAGGAGGAAGAUUUGCCAUAGAAGAUUCCAGAAGAUUGCUGGGACCCUCACAGGAAAGUGGUGGAAGUUCAACCGAGGCUGAGCUGGGGUACUUGCUGCUCUGUGGAUGGCAUUCUGGCUACGUCCUCACAUCUCUACAAGCCAAGUGUUCAUGGGUUACUGUCACCAGGGUAAUUUGCCCACUCCUUAGGGAGGUAAUAUAGUUUUAGUCCACAGCCCUCAUCUGCCCACUGGUGUUACUAUAACUUUUCCUCCUUCUGUAGGGUUUCUUACAUUUGGUGUUACAUAAGUAGAUUCAUUCUGCCUAUAACGGAGGGACUCAGAAAAGUCGGGUUCAGACAGUAUCAGUCUCUCUGUUCCUUGCCCCCAUCUGCGCUUUCUGGUUUUAGAAAUCUUUGGACCCUAAAGACCAGUGCUUUGCCACUCACUGCACUAGUCUGUCUUUCUGUUAUUUCAACAUAGAGCGCUGUUUUAUGAGGGUUUGGGGUACAGAAGGCUCUGACUAAAUGUUCCGAUUGGGAAGCAGGGUGGCCCGGGCUAUCUACAAACUGCAAACAGUGCAUGGACUUAAUGGAACAGAAGUGAUGAUGUGUUCAAAUGUUAAUAACAUAAACCAUGGAUUUAUUAA